This is a messenger RNA of Penicillium brevicompactum, 621 nucleotides long. RefSeq lists its product as uncharacterized. The transcript has a single exon. Bases 1 to 621 code for a protein of 206 amino acids. Lineage: Eukaryota; Fungi; Ascomycota; Eurotiomycetes; Eurotiales; Aspergillaceae. The record is from RefSeq and is a predicted model, not a curated record.
AUGGAGAGCCCCCAAACCGAUAUACACCCUGCUAUGCCCAACGACCGAUCCCCCACACUUGGGUUCUGUCCUACUUCGGUAACAGGAUCUGAUGAAAGUGAGCUUAGCUUGGACGACUCUGGCCCUUUGACUCCUGCACAUGACCUUGAUUUAUCCAACGGCCAUGAAGGGGCUCGCACCAUCAAACCAUAUGCCAUAGAGGAGCCUGAAGAUGACGAUGAGUCCGAAACACCGACACGAAAUUUACUUCGCCUUCCAGAUCAAUUUGAGCGCUGGCAACGCGACUUAUCAGAAUAUAUGAACGAUCUGAACUACGAAGCCGAUGGGCAGUAUGCUGCGCCUCAAGCCGCUCGAAAACAGGGACACAAGCGGAAGUUCACACACGCAGCCAGACAAAAGCGCAAUUCCUUCGGUCCAAACUCUCCAGAUACUCGGCCAGUUAACGAGGAGAGCUCAAAAAAGCGACGGAGUAACGCCAAUUCUCCUAUUACGGAUUCGUUCCAUGCCUUCCGCGAAUCCAAUGCGGACGAGAGCUCAUGCUCGGAGCCGCGUUCUGCUGAUUGCAGUGGCAUAGACACUGAGAACAACUCGCCUGGUGUGGAUUAUAUGGACAUUGACUGA